AUGCUAUCGCCGAACAUCAUGUUAUCAAAUACCAAGAAUAAUGAAGACCUUGUGGAAGGUGCCAAUGGACUUCUGCUACUCAAUGCUAUCUAUGAUGGAAUGGAGCCUGCUAAGAGGAAGUGCCUGGUAUCUUUGCAUGGACCUUACAUCCUUCGAUCUGAUUUAUUCGUGAAAAGCGCUGCCGAUGCAAUAGUCCUUCUAGCUUGUUGGCCAGCAACCGAAGGAGCUGCUACCUGCUCAAAGCAGCUUCCGCACAUACAUUCAAUAAAACAGCAAUAUAUGAGAAGAGUCCAGAGCAGUUCAGGAAACUGUGGUUUCGAUCGGAAUGGAGUUGUGAAAUUCUACAUUUCGGAAUUUUCACAUAUCAAGAAAAUACUGAUACUGUGCAGAUCUGCUGGCCUGUUGAAAGUGAGCGGGUCAAUGAUGAACACGGGCCACAGCGUCAUAUUCACCGUAGAGAAUGAUACUCGGCAUCACAUAAAUGUGACCGGAGGUCCGCUGUCCUAUAAAUAUCAAUUUCAAGAGAUCCACAUUCACUACGGCCUCCACGAUCAAUUCGGCUCCGAACAUUCGAUAAAUGGAUACGCUUUUCCGGCUGAGCUGAAGCUGCAUAUAAAUUCAAUACAUAAAUCUCUCUGCACCCCUAGAAGAACAAUGACGCAAGUUCAAAAAAACAGUUCUUCAGAUAAUACGAUUCAAGGACUCAGCACAAAAUUCGCGAAGUCCGCCUACAAUAUCCCAGUGAUGAGUCCACAAGUUAUUGGGAUGCCGGAAAACUACACAAGAAAAAGAAAAUUUCCAGAAAUAACCAUUUUUCAAGGACUGAUCCAGAUGCAGCAAACAGGAUAG
This is a messenger RNA of Phaedon cochleariae (mustard beetle), 849 nucleotides long. Lineage: Eukaryota; Metazoa; Arthropoda; Insecta; Coleoptera; Chrysomelidae. The record is from the annotation of a GenBank genome assembly.